This is a messenger RNA of Drosophila elegans, 417 nucleotides long. RefSeq lists its product as uncharacterized. NCBI's taxonomy places the organism in Eukaryota, Metazoa, Arthropoda, Insecta, Diptera, Drosophilidae. The record is from RefSeq and is a predicted model, not a curated record. The transcript has 2 exons. Bases 59 to 337 code for a protein of 92 amino acids.
UGUGGGCCGCCAGUUCAGAUCGGUAGAACUAGACCAAGGACGGGCUGAUGGAAUAAUCAUGGUAUAUAAGAUUCGUUCCGGUUGCAUCCGUUCGAAUAGUUGCAUUUUGUAUUUUCCUAAGAAAUCGAAAAGGACUAAGUCUUCAAUCAUGCUCGUCAAAUGCACUUGGCUUCUGCUUCUGGUCCUGUCCUUAAUGGUGGGAGCCUUUGCCAGCAGUGGAUGUCCUGCGGGAUAUAAUGCUGAGGACAAUCACUGCACCAUACAGCGACCCAUUCACGGAUCCUGCCCUCCCGGAUCCUCCUAUAGCCUCAACAUUAACAAGUGUGUCCACUCGUAAGGAUCUCUUCGUAAUAAAUGUCUAUUUUCAAUGUUAAAAUCAAUGUGCAAUCAAAUAUAAUUUAAUCGAUGUGCAGCUUA